AUGGCAGGAGCUAAAUUAAGAGUAAAGCAAUUAGUGGAAGCUGCUAUUAGCCGUAAUUUGGAUGAAUCGGCUGUGAAGAUUGUUUACGAAAAUGAUAACCUAAAAAAUGAUCGUCAAGAUAAAUGCAACACGGAGUUAGUGUCUCAGCAAGAGUGUGAAAGCAUUGAGCAUGAACAAGACCUUGAACCCUCGAUUUUUCAACUUUCUGUCAAUCAUGAUUAUAUAAGUUCCAGAAAUAAUGAACCACAUACAUCCAGGGGAAUACAUCCAGUCAUAGAUCCAGAUAUAAUAGAAGAUUCACAAUUUGAGCAAAUUAAUACAUACAAACUUCCUUUGCGAAAUAAAAAAAUCUACACUAUUCUUGAGAAUGCAACUUUUUCUGAUGAAAAUUAUGAAGAUUUUUCUUCGGGAAGUGAUGAUGUCUUCAUAACGGAAAGUUCAACAAACUCGUCCACUUCUCAAAGCUCUAGUGAGAUCGAUGUCAGAGUUUCUGCAAAAGACCUCGUAGUUGCUCAUCCACCUACCAGUAGAAUUCAGGAAAAUUCUGUUACAUCACAAGAAAAUGCUGAGAGUGCUAAUGAACAUGACUUUGACAUUGCUCCAUCUACCAGUGAGAACCAGGAAAAUGGAGAAUCUCAAGAACGUGAUAUACCUAGAAAACGAAAAAUAUUUCCGCCUAGAGACAACAAAUCAAAAAAGCGAUCUAGAAAUGAAAGGACUUGGAAGAAAAAAGCUGCAGCCCUUGCAAGAGAGAAAGGAGAAGAGUAUAUAUCGUAUAAAAAUAAAGUCAUUCCAAAAAAAUCUAUACAAGAAGGAAUUUUGUGUCACGAAAAAUGUAGGCAUCAGUGCUCCACUCAUUUUGCAAUAGAUGAAAGGCAGUCUAUUUUAGAAAGUUAUUACUCCUUAGAUGUGAAUAGCAAGAAUGCUUUACUUUUUAACAGCAUUGUAAGUAAGCCUGUUGAAAGACAACGCUGUAAUGCCAAAACCCAUAAAUCGGCGUCGUACAAGUAUUUUGUUAAAUUUGCAGGGGUUACAAAGCAAGUUUGCAAGUUGGGAUUGUGUCGGUUAUACCAAAUAAGUCGGAAAAAAGUAGAUCUAGUAAUAAUGGCUAUUAAAAGCGAUAUUUCUGCUCCAAAACCGGACUGUAGAGGGAAGCACCAGAGUCGUCCUUACAAAAUGGAUGAAGACGUUGUGAACCGUAUUAAAGCACAUAUAUCGAGCUUUCCCGCCGAACAGUCCCAUUACUCUCGUAGUAAAAAUAUGCACAAGUUAUAUCUUUCCCCUCUUUUAAACGUGACCAAGAUGCAUAGCCUAUAUAUGGAAAUGUGUGAUAUAGAAAAUUUACCUGAGAAAUACAACAUUAAAAAGUCUACCUACAGCAAAAUUUUUGUUACAGAAUUUAAUUUAUCUUUUGGUUACCCAAAGAGUGAUACUUGUGCAACUUGCGAUGCUGGGGACUCAAAUGAAGAACAUAAAGCCAACUACUAUGCAGCUGUAGAAGCAAUGCAAGUCGAUGGAAAAAAACCUACAUCAGGUGAGGAUGUCCUCUACAUUACAGUAGAUCUACAGCAAACAAUGCCUUUGCCUAAAUUGACUACAUCCAAGGCAUUCUAUCUAAGACAAAUCUGGUUCUAUAAUUUAGGUAUUCACGUCAUAGAUGGAACAUCUAAAGAAAAGGCUGUAUGUUGUACAUGGACUGAAGAUGUAGCGGACCGUGGAAGUUCCGAAGUGGCAAGUGCACUCUUGAGGUUCGUGGAGGUAGAUGCAAGUUGCCAAGGCAAAGAACAUUUGAUUAUUUGGUCAGAUUCAUGUGCCGGACAGAACAAAAAUUUUAAUUUAAUAUGUCUUUACCAAUACAUAAUCUUAAAAGGAUAUUUUAAAAUCAUAGACCACAAAUUUCCCGAAGUGGGACAUUCUUAUUUGGAUUCGGACCGAGAUUUUGGGAGGAUCGAAAAAGUGAUUCGGAAAAAUGAUACAAUCUAUGCACCUGAACAAUAUCGAAGCAUUAUUACCAAAGCUUCACGAAACAAUAUUGUUAUUGAUAUGACGGACCAUUUCAGAAAAAUAAACGAUUUGCAAGAGAAUUUAAAUCUGAUUAACAGGAAAAAAAAUACAAAUAAUGGUAAAAACAGCUUUAGAGAUGGCGUGAAAUGGAUCAGAGUUGAUGAAUACGGUUCAUAUUUAUACAAAGAAUCAUACGACGAAAUGAUACCAUUCCAGAAGGUUGACAUUUUUAAAAAAAGAGGCCAAGUUGAUCCGAAUUUUGAGGUGUCAUGCGUGGAUGGAAAAUAUGGUACUGUCUCGAUUGAAAAAAAAGCUAAUAUUAAGGAUCAAUUAAAAUUUGUUAAACCGGAAUAUCGGUAUUAUUAUGAGUCCAUUCUUCGAGAAGAAUAA
This is a messenger RNA of Diatraea saccharalis (sugarcane borer), 2394 nucleotides long. NCBI's taxonomy places the organism in Eukaryota, Metazoa, Arthropoda, Insecta, Lepidoptera, Crambidae. The record is from the annotation of a GenBank genome assembly.